Messenger RNA from Mytilus trossulus (common blue mussel), 1843 nucleotides. RefSeq lists its product as uncharacterized. The coding region runs from base 4 to 1791 and encodes 595 amino acids. NCBI's taxonomy places the organism in Eukaryota, Metazoa, Mollusca, Bivalvia, Mytilida, Mytilidae. The record is from RefSeq and is a predicted model, not a curated record. The transcript is spliced from 18 exons.
AAUAUGAAUACAAUUGACGAGAGUGACUUUGAGGAACAUGAAGAAUACACAGCUAUAUAUAGAAAAUCAAGAAGAAAACACAGACGGAGAAAACAUCCUGCUCCAAACACGUCAUCUGAGGGAACACUCAAAACAAAAACACUCAGUCCGUUUAUAGUAGGAGCAAAACCACAAGUGGAUAAAUUGGACACAAAUGAUAUCAACAGACUUGUUCAUGAUACUCUUGGUGAAAUAGGAAAAUCAUCUCCCCAUUUUCAGACAGAAAUUAUCCUUGAAGAGAAGAGGAAUCGAGUUUUUCUUGGAGAAUGUGCAUACGAUGAGGAUUUAACAAUAUUGCAAACCACACGAAUUUGGAAAUGUAGAAAAACUGGAAGAAAUAGUCUUGAUAAAUUCCGUCGUGUGGUUGAGUUCAUCACUUUUGCACAGAAAAUGUUCAAUUGCGACAGAACACCAAAGCUGUCACAACAGGAAACUAUAUUAUUUUUCUUGGACACACAGACACUCGAGAAACAGGAUAAAGACUCACCAAAGUUACUAUUCGACAUGACUCCCUUCAAGUCUAUAGGACAGAGAAGCUUUGUGAAUUCAGUAAAAGGCGUUCUACAGAAAGAUCCAAUAAAACGAGCAGAGAAAGAUGUAUCAGCGUUGCUACAUGUUUUACGGAAUUUCGGUAAAUUUUCGAGUUAUCCACAACAUAUACAACAAGGAAUUUGUCGAAAGGGAUGGUAUUCCAAAUUUGACAGUAACCAUGUGAUAGCCAGAGAAGGAAACAAAGCUGAAUUUUACUAUAUGAUACUAUCAGGCGUUGCUGUGUCACGUUGUCUUGGCACCACUAUAGAUCCACAAGAAAGAAGAAAACAACUGGCUGAAUUUCACAGACAAGGAGAUAUCAUUGGUGAGAAAGAAAUUCUAACAAACUCGGGAAGAAGUGCUACAUAUGUAUCUAAAGAGCCACUAGAAGUGCUGGGUCUAGACAGAGAUAUUUUCUUAGACAUAUUUAAGUCAGCAGGAGGAGCAGAAUGUAUUAGUUUUCUUAGAACAAUACCAGAUUUACAAGACUUUCCAUUAGAACUGCUCCAAACACAUCAUUUUUCCUGCUCUACACAUUUCUACAAGAGAGGAGCAGUAAUUGUGAAGAACAGUAAUGAUGCAGAAUGGGUUUAUGUCAUAAGAUCUGGAUCAUGUCAAGCAUUCAAGGCUGUACGAAACAAUGAAAACCAAGAUACACAGAAGACCACAGAGAAGAGAAAACAUCCGUCAUUACUACCAUCUUUACGAUCGAACAGCAUAGAUUCCCUCAAAAGCAAAUCAUCAGAAGAUAACAAGUCACCAAACAAGGCCAAAACUUUGAAGAAGAAACCUUCAAAGACACAACUGCCAACAAUCAAUAAAGCCAAUAAUUCACUGGUAUCACAAAGCUAUGAUGAAAACAUCAAUACUAUCAAAGAGACAGCAAAGAAAUCAGUAAAGAAAACAAGAAAAGAGACACAGACUCCAGUAGAUAAUCCAGUUCACUAUGCCAAAAUAGAUCUGGUCACAGAAAGGGAAUGCUUUGGUCUGCAGUCUCUUCUGUUUGAUGAUAUGCCAAGUUUAAGUCUAGUCAGUAAUGGUGCAGAAUGUGUCCUAAUUUCAAAACAAUUCUUAAAGGAAAAUAUGGAUACAGAAACUAAGAGAAGAUUACAAUCAAAGAUAGCACCAUAUCCCAAUUUAGUACAGAUAAGGAAUGCGGUAGAUGACAAACUAGCCUGGAAGUCAUACAGAGAUCAAGUUCUAUAUGACACAGUAAGAUAACACCACUGGACUGACCUAGUUAAAAUGAGUUUGUGACAAAAUUUUGUGGUUG